Molecule: messenger RNA, 1544 nt
Organism: Crotalus tigris (Tiger rattlesnake)
Lineage: Eukaryota; Metazoa; Chordata; Lepidosauria; Squamata; Viperidae
Gene: GSG1L2
Product: GSG1 like 2
Exons: 5
Coding region: 1-900 (299 amino acids)
Cellular component (GO): plasma membrane
Source: RefSeq, a predicted model, not a curated record
AUGGGGGUGGACAGACGGCAGAGAGCCUCGGCAGCCCUCUCGCUCGGCUUCAUCUCUUUAAUCUUGUCUAUCACAGCCUUCAGCAGCAGCUACUGGUGUGAAGGAACGCAGAAGGUAGCCAAACCAUUCUGCAGCAAACUCGCAGGUGGGACCCACUGCAUUCGGAUUAACAGCCCAGGUGGGAAUGACAGCAGCGUGGUUCAGUACAUCUGGGAGACAGGAGACGACAAGUUUGUGGAUCGAAAGUUUCAUGCCGGCAUUUGGCAUUCUUGUGAAGAGAUGAUCAGUGAACACGGUGAGAAAUGCAGAAGUUUCAUCAGCCUGAUACCCCCAGCAGUUCAAGGAGUUCUAUGGUUGUCCAUUGCAGCAGAGAUCCUCUAUAUUAUUUUACUCCUGAUGGGCAUCACUCUCAUGUUGAUUGAAAUCUGUCAUUCCAUCAGUGUCCUGGAUGGGCUGAAGCUUAAUGCAUUUGCUGCUAUAUUCACUGUUUUAGCAGGUCUCCUUGGAAUGGUGGCUCACAUGAUGUAUACCACCGUAUUUCAAAUGACAGUAAAUUUUGGCCCAGAGGACUGGAGGCCUCAAAUGUGGGAUUAUGGCUGGUCUUACUGCUUGGCGUGGGUUUCCUUUGCCUGCUGCAUGGCUUCCUCUGUGACCACAAUGAACAGAUACACAAAAACUAUUUUGGAAUUUAAAUAUAAACAGAAGAAACUGGAGAGAAGUCUACAAGCUAAAUCCAAGCCUCCUGUUCCAGAAAAGGCUUGGAAGAUGUAUGUUGACACCCUCCAGAGCACAAACGAGGACUUCAUGCAUCCCUUAACAGCUAUGCACAACCCAUCCAGUCCUAUGGGAUUUGCAGAGUUAAAUAAUAUUCCGGUGGCACAUUGUGAAGAAUAUUGCUAAGAAGGAGAUCCAGGAUUGUUGAUUUUGUUUUGUGUUAUGGAAAGUACCAAUGUAUGUAUGUUGCAUUUUUCUUUUGUAUGUUAAGAAUAGUGGUGAUGACCUGCAAAAGAAACACUUUGGAGAAAAGUCUUUCUAAUUUGGGAUGUUCUCUUUUGCUUUGACAGCAUAGUUAGGUAGAGAGAUUGAUAGCAUAACCCCAUGCAGGUAUCCUCAGAAAAAAAUUCCACUGGUUCCAGUGGGACUUACAAUUCAUUGGCACAGGCAGGUUGCGCCAACAUGAGUAUGGAUCAACAACCAUUUCUUGAAGAUCUGCUAAUAUCAUAUCUAUUGAUAGCUUCCUCUAUCCACACCAGCCCACCAGGUAGGUAACUUCUGCCUGUCUUUCUCUGCUGUGCAUUGAAAGUAAUGGUUUCCGACUUGUGCUGGCACAACAGCAGUGUCAGCUAUAUCAGUUGACCUCAUUUCAUUGUUGGCACAUGGUUCCACUCUUGUUGGCUACCACUUGCUAUUACAGGAACCUUUUUUUUUUAUCUGCUCAUUGACACUGCCUUCCAUGGCCAUUUGUGCUAGGCUGCCAAUCCAUUUCUGAAGGGACCUCAACCAGGGGACCUGUUGGUUUUUUGCACUGUUUUUAUUCAUUUCAU